Anolis carolinensis (green anole) is the source of this 1327-nucleotide messenger RNA. It is a transcript of the gene rpp21, whose product is annotated as ribonuclease P/MRP subunit p21. Gene Ontology annotation, cellular component: nucleolar ribonuclease P complex. NCBI's taxonomy places the organism in Eukaryota, Metazoa, Chordata, Lepidosauria, Squamata, Anolidae. The record is from RefSeq and is a predicted model, not a curated record. Bases 223 to 753 code for a protein of 176 amino acids. Gene Ontology annotation, biological process: tRNA processing. The transcript has 6 exons.
UUGAAAGGAAUCGGAAGAGACUACAUUUCCCAGGGACCUUUGCUGCUCCAAAACCGGGAACAGAUCCCAACCGGGAUCUUUUAUAUUAAGGCGAGUGAUCGAAGGGAGAAGCUGUUUUUUCCUCCCUGGGUUAAGAAGAACAGAGUGGAUUCUUCUCGGAAAAUUAAAAGGAUCUCGCCAUAUUCGUUGAAAAUCUUGGAACAGACUCUUUCCCCGAUCACCAUGAUAAAGGACAAAGAAGCAUUUCAGAGACUCAAUUUCCUCUAUCAGGCAGCACAUUGUGUCCUUGCAAACAACCCAGAAAACCAGGAGUUGGCUCGCUUCUAUUGCCACACCCAGAACAGCAUCAGCCGGAGGCUUGUCUUAAGACAGGACCCAUCUGUGAAAAGAACCAUCUGUAAAUCUUGCUUCUCCCUUCUUGUCCCCGGAGUCAGCGCAACUGUCCGCCAAAGAAAGCGCCGAAAUCAGCGGUGGACUGCCGUGCAGUGUCUCAAGUGUGGUCUAACUAAGCGUUUCCUUAGCAAUCCUAACUACAAACUGUGGUCAGAACAGCCUGAAGCAUUACUAGAGAAUCAGGCAUCAGCCAAUGCAGGAGGAAAAGGCCAGAUAAGUGGCUCAUUCCAACAGCCCCACAAAGGUCCUCAAGGGAAAAAGACAACAGCCUCAAGUUCUGAACCUCAGAGUCAUCCUGCCCCCAAGGAGGCCACAGUAGGCGUCAAGUCUAAAGGGAAGGACAAUCCUAGUGAAAAGUGAAAUGGAAGCUUCUCAUUCAGGCUGACAGCUGUGGUAAUCAUGUUUGGUGGUUGAAAGGAGGUGUGAUGGAGAACCAAACAAUGUAAAAAAGGUGAUUUGCCAUGGAGAUAAAUUCACAGUUUAUUUUUGCAAGCCAAAGUAUAACAUAUUACUGGCUGGGCAUGGAUAGUUCAAACAAGAGGAGUUCCUGAAUAAAGAUUCCCUUUUCUUUGGAAACCAAUUUGUGAGGGAAAGUGGGUCUUUUGGGGCCAACCAACAGUCCACAUUAGUAAUAUCUUUCCCACCAUCUUCACAGCUAGAAAUUCCUUUUGCCUCUAAUACCCCCUUUGUGCCUGUAAUCCUGCCUUUCAUCUGCCUGGAUUAGAAUUUACCUAAUUCCCCCACCUGGACUACAAUUUACCUAAUUGCCAUGGGGCUAGAAAUGUUAAUGUCAGGAAAUUUUGGUAAACUUGUUCUCACACUAAAAGCUGAGGGAAAGACUUCUCAAAGAAGGUGAUUGCACCAAUUCAAUGUGAUAAUGGUAUAUGCAAAAGUUAUGUAAAAACUUUGAAAUAAAGUUUUGUUCCAAAUGGUU